AUGAGUAGUAUGGAAGAAAGUAUGAUGAACCCAUUAAGAGGAAAUUUGGAUAGUUUAGAAAGUGAGCUUGAAUUGAUACUUAAUCAUCAAAGGGAAAGUAAGGGGGCGGUGAUCGAUGAAAGAGAUAACGAAAGAGGUGUGAAUAUGCAUAGAAGUGGCAGUGCACCGCCGACUGUUGAAGGGUCAUUAAGCGCAGUUGGAAGUUUGUAUAGUAGUAAUAUUGAUGUUGAGGCAGUGAGUAUUGAUGAUAGGAAUGGUUCCCUUAAUAGUACUAAUAAUAGUACUAAUUAUGAUAUGUUUACUGAAGAUGAAGUUAGGUCGAGUCCUAUGUAUUUGUCGUAUUAUUAUGCUCAUGGGAACUUCAACCCGCGACUCCCACCUCCAUUAUUGUCAAAAGAGGAUUGGCGGCUCUCACAAAGAUUUCAAGGAGGCGGCGGGUCAUCUUGUGAAGGAACUAGAGAUUGGUGGAAGAAGAAUCCGUCGGGUAGUAGUAGUGUUAAUGGUAAUGGUAGUUCUUCAUUGUUUUCCGUGCAGCCCGGUUUAGGAUUAUAUAAGGAUGCAGAUUCUGAAUUGAUUGAGAUUAAUAAGGCCCAGAAUAACCCUGCUGAAUGGGUUAGCAGACCCGAUCAUUUAACUGGUUUACCGGCUCCUAUAAUGGGCAGUAGAAGGAAAAGCUUUGCAGAUAUUCUUCAGGAAGGACUUGAACAGCCUGCAUCUUCAUCCAAUCGAAUUUCUCACCCUGCAAGCCAAAAUGCAAUUAGCUCUAAUGCUCAUUCAUCAGUUUUAUGUAACGAAACAGAAAGUGUAUCGGCUCCACAUUCUUUUACACCAGUUGUGGGUCCAUCUCUUUCAAGGAACAGAACACCCGAGCCUCAAAUGGCUAGGAGAUCCCCAAGUCCUGGCCUUCCUCCUGUGUCUAGCGUGGUUCGCCCUGCUGAUGUGGCAUCUUCAUUAUCUAGCUUGAGUCUCUCAAACAGCUGGCUUCCGGACCGAGAUAAUUAUUCACAAUGUAAUUAUCUUGAUACUAUAGGAGAUCAGAGGUUAAGUUUUCAGCAUCGGCUUGCUGAUACUUCAAGAAAAGAUGAUAUUGGACCGGUGAACUUUCAUAGGAGGGCAGUUUCUUCUGCUGAUUUAAAUUCUAACCGAGGCAUGUUUGAUUUUUCAAGAUUAGAAGGUUCAAACAUAGGCCAUCGAGUUGAUAGUUUCCCUGGGAUUGAUUUGUCUGGCCAGAUGCCUACUAGAUGUUCUGCACCAAAUGAUCACUUUGCUUCAGACAGUUCAGUUUUUUUGAAAAAAAAAUGUAGUGAGUUGUGUUUUGAUUUAUUGCCUGACCCGCCCAUUUCUCCACCUUUUUUUUCAGCUGUAAACGCUGCUGGAAGGGGACAAUUCCUGAGGCGAUGUAACUACCCACCACCAGUCAUGGAUUCUCUCCACAGUCAUUCACCAGUAAUGGAUUAUUGGCAUGGUAAUCUUCGUGGGGCUAAUAACAACUUUGUUGCUUCACAUGGCCAUGAAGAUUUGCAAGCUCUCCACAAACUUUAUCUUGAGGCGUUGCUUGCUCAACAGGACCAGCAAUACGGAUUACCAUUUUUUGGUAGAUCUGGCAGCUUAAAUCAUAUAUAUGGGAAUCCUACAUAUUGUCGUGGUAGACCAUUUCAGAAAAACUUAAUGGAAAACUCUUGUAUAUUGUCACAACAAGAACAAACCAUCCAAUUUGCUCCUGCUUUCAGAAAUCAAGUCGCUGGAGUUUCUGAUGUUAGCUUAGAUCGAAGGAAUGGUUUAUCAUUGUUAGAUGAGAUGAAGAACAAUAAGACCAAGUCUUGUGAAAUCUCUGAUGUUGUGGGUCAUGUCAUCGAGUUUAGUACGGAUCAGUAUGGAAGCCGUUUUAUUCAGCAGAAGCUCGAAGCAGCUACCAUUGAAGAAAAGAACUUAAUAUUCCCCGAGAUUAUACCUCAUGCUCGUAGUUUGAUGACUGACGUCUUUGGGAAUUAUGUCAUACAAAAGUUGUUUGAGCAUGGCACUGAAAGUCAGAGAAAGGAUUUAGCUGGUAAACUUAUCGGUCAUGUUUUGCCUCUUAGUCUUCAAAUGUAUGGUUGCAGAGUAAUACAGAAGGCAUUGGAGGUGCUCAAUGUUGAUCAACAGACACAAAUUGUAAGGGAGCUUGAUGGCUCAGUGAUGACAUGUGUUCGUGAUCAGAAUGGCAAUCACGUUAUCCAGAAGUGUAUUGAAUGUGUGCCUCAAGAUAGGAUCCAAUUUAUGGUUUCCUCUUUCUUUGGAGAAGUUGUUUCCCUUUCAUCACAUCCUUAUGGCUGCCGGGUCAUACAGAGGGUUUUGGAGCACUGUGAUGAUCCAAAUACACAAAUCGUAAUGGAUGAAAUCAUGAACUCAGUUUGUACUCUUGCACAAGACCAAUACGGUAACUAUGUGAUUCAGCAUGUGUUGCAACAUGGUAAACCACACGAGCGAUCAGCUGUAAUCAGCCAGCUUGCAGGACAAAUAGUGAAGAUGAGUCUUCAGAAGUUCGCUUCUAAUGUUGUCGAGAAAUGCUUGACUUAUGGCAGUCCAGAGGAGUGUCAACUUCUGGUGAAGGAGAUGCUUGGUUCAACUGAUGAAAAUGAGCCAUUACAGGUAAUGAUGAAAGACCCUUUUGGGAACUACGUGGUGCAGAAGGUUCUGCAAACUUGCGAUGACCAGAGUCGUGAACUCAUUCUUUCUCGCAUAAAGAUCCACUUUGCUGCUCUGAAACGAUACACAUUUGGUAAACACAUUGUUACUCGUGUGGAAAAGCUCAUCGCUUCAGGAGAAAGGCACAUUGCAGCAUCGUCUUUUUCGAGUUCAUGAGAUAUACUGCUUUGGAUGAAGAACCAAUAAGGAAAGGGAUAUGGCUGAUAUAAUAUGGCAUCAUAAUAAACUUGGGAUAGUUUGAUCUCUAUGUGAAUAUCAGGUCUGAAUUUUUGAUCAGUUGGUAAAAUAGGUUAUGGACAUAAGAGAGGGUUAUGUAGAUGGGUUGUUGAUUUUGAUAGCUAUAAAUAUAUGGUUUAUAUUUUGUAAAGAGGAGUGUAAAUGAUCGAUAAUCUCAGUUGGUAGAGAAGUUAACAGGAGAAGUUGAUAUGCAGCUAUGUAUAGGACCUGUUUAUAUAUGUAUAUAUA
Messenger RNA from Erigeron canadensis, 3150 nucleotides. RefSeq names its product pumilio homolog 4. Gene Ontology annotation, biological process: post-transcriptional regulation of gene expression. The transcript has 11 exons. The record is from RefSeq and is a predicted model, not a curated record. NCBI's taxonomy places the organism in Eukaryota, Viridiplantae, Streptophyta, Magnoliopsida, Asterales, Asteraceae. Gene Ontology annotation, molecular function: mRNA binding. Gene Ontology annotation, cellular component: cytoplasm. Bases 1 to 2841 code for a protein of 946 amino acids.